Molecule: messenger RNA, 285 nt
Organism: Mesorhabditis belari
Lineage: Eukaryota; Metazoa; Nematoda; Chromadorea; Rhabditida; Rhabditidae
Source: the annotation of a GenBank genome assembly
AUGAGUUUCUACUUGUUCCCUUCGUUGAUCAUCAGUCUUUUCCUGGCCAGCAUCUCGUUUUUGUCUUUCAUAUUCUUGCCGCUUCAUCAAUACACGAAGAACAUUAGGUUUCAUUCUGGUAUUAACCGUUCUCCUUAUGCAGCAAUGUUUGGUCAAGAGCCCGAAGACGAUGCAACAAUUGUUAACGAUGAGAUUGCUCCAACAUCCGAAGAUGAUGCACUAGAGCAAACAAUAAACGCCGCAGAGAACAUAUUAGUGAAGGUAAUUCGACUCGUUACACAGAUC